Messenger RNA from Ananas comosus (pineapple), 1518 nucleotides. RefSeq lists its product as uncharacterized. The coding region runs from base 116 to 1261 and encodes 381 amino acids. NCBI's taxonomy places the organism in Eukaryota, Viridiplantae, Streptophyta, Magnoliopsida, Poales, Bromeliaceae. The record is from RefSeq and is a predicted model, not a curated record. The transcript is spliced from 2 exons.
ACCACCACCAUCACCACCCUCUCUCUCUCUCUCUCUCUCACGACAACCACAACCACCACCGCCACCACCACAACCACAACCACAACCACCACAAACGGGGCGAAAACGCUAGGGUAUGGUUUCAGCCUGCGUCAACAGCAGCGUCGCCAUGUCGCCGGAGGCCUUCGGAGCUCCGGCGAAGAUACCCGGCGCCUAUGGAUGGAUCAGCCCGAGGGUUUCCUUCAGCGGCGACUUCGCCGGCGAUGAGAGCUCGGCCGCGGCGCCCAGAUCGCCGGAGAAGCCGGAUCCGGAUGGAUCCCUCAAGGAUCUCCCGGAUUUCGAGUUCCGACUCGACGACCCCGUCGCGAUGCUCCCCGCCGACGAGCUGAUCUCCAACGGGAGGCUGGUGCCGCUCCAGGUGGCGGCGGCGGAGCGGCGGGAGGGGGGGAUACGGGCGGCGGAGGAGGCGGCGCCGCCGCCGCCGCGGAUCGCGGCGAAGCAGCAGAGCCCCAAGCCGGAGCCGCAGAAGCCCGCGCCGGCCCCGUCCCGGAACCCUAACCCUAGAUCCAUCCGCCGCCUCCUCCUCCAUCGGAGCCCCAGGACCCCCGCGCUCGACGCGUCCCUGAGCCUCCCGCUCCUCCGCGACCCCGACGUCGCCUCCGUCUCCAUCUCCUCCCGCUUCUCCCUCUCAUCAUCCUCCUCCUCCUCCUCCUCCUCCUCGUCCUCCUCCUCGGGCCUCGACCACGACGAGCACCCGCGCCUCUCCCUCGACUCGGAGAAGCUCUCCCAGAGCCAGAUCCAGGCCCCGCCGCGGCUGCGCCUCUCGUGGCCGCGGUCCGCGACGGCACAGAGGGUCGGGCAGAGCCCGAUGUGGCGGGACGCGGCGGCGGAGGGGGACGCUGCGCCUCCGCCGCCGUCGAGGGGCCCGUCGGUGGACAGCCCGAGGCUGAACGCGGCGGGGAAGGUUGUGUUCCAGAGUCUGGAGCGGAGCUCGAGCAGCCCCAGCACCUUCAACGGGGGGCCGCGGGUGAAGCACCGGGGCAUCGAGCGCUCCUACUCCGCCAACGUCCGCGUCGCCCCCGUCCUCAACGUGCCCGUGUGCUCCCUCCGCGGCUCCGGGAAGGGCCCCUCCGUGUUCGCGCUCGGAACGCUCUUCUCCUCCUCCUCGCUGCGGAGGGAGCGCGAGGCCUCCUCCUCCUCCUCCUCCUCCUCCUCGGCGGUCGCCAUGGCGAGGGGCGGGAGUAGGUCGAAGAUGGAGAAGGACAAAGCUUCAGGCCAUUGAAUUUGAGGAAGGGCUUCUUCUUCUCUCAGUCUCAGACUCUCAGGCAAAAAAAAAAAAAUCUUCUGAGAAAGGAGAUUGAAAAUUUGGGGAAAAAAUAGUAGCUUAUUUUAAUUCGGUUUGUUUUGUUUUUGUUUUUCCCUUUUUAAUCUACUUUUUCCGUUUGUUCUUUUUCCUUCUUUUUUUUUUUUUUCCUCUCUUCUGGGAUAGUUGUAAAUAAGUAGAUUGCAAUGCAGUUCUUCUUGUUUUUCUAUUUUGCA